AUGGAGGAAACCCAGUGUGAAAUCCCCGCCAGUCUGGACCGCUUCGCAGAGCUCCUCCGCGGUACGAAUCUGAGCGAAGGGCCUCCAUUCGAAGGUUUCGCCGAGGAGGAGCAAACGCUGUUUAGCUGGAUCACAGUGCAAAAGCGCGCCGCUUCUGUUACGAGGAAGUUUGCGGACUCGUUUCUGGCCGUCGUAAACGAGGGUGCGAAAGCGUGGUGGAAGAGCGACCCGCAAAACCCGGAAGUGUUCCGCAUGGACUGCGUGAGGCACUCUGUGAUGAUCAGCAGGGAGUUUACGGAGGACAUGCGCGCGCAGGGGAGCCCGUUCGCCACAGACUUCGCUGAUGGGCUGCAGAAGCUUGGGGCCUCCCAAGAUGAUGUAUUGUGGCGGUGGGCUUUCGAGUUUGGGACCCUUAGAACCAGUCCUUUUAGCUACAAAUCGUGCACCGGCCUCGUGAAAGUGCUGGUUUACUUGGAGGCACUCCAUCGGGAACGCGAGAGGGAGCUGCAAUUCUUGCAAAGCAAGGAAGACCUGGAUUUCAAUGCAAAGCAGAGGCUGGAGUCGCUCCGAAAGAUGGUCGAACCGGGCGGGUACGGUCCCCCGCCGGAGUGGGAGGCAAUCCUCGCGGCCCAUUCGACGGGCGAGAAGCCGUCGAAGGCUGAUGCGGACAAGGAAGGGAAAGGGGCGGUUCGGCCUGGCACGGCCCUCGGCGGCUACGAUUGCUCCACGUGUCUGACCCACUUCUCGACCAAGCAAGCGUACGUUGGGCACUUCAGAAACACCGGGUGCAAGAAGCGGAAGCACGUGGUCGACCUUUCCGGUGACUCCGCUGCCAACGGCGAGGACACGGCGGAACGCGCGGUGCGACGGAAGAAGACUCGACACGCGGCCACGAGCGCGGCCGCGAGCGGCUCCCGCGGCGGUGGCGACGCGGGGGACAAAUGCAGGCGCCGGAGUGAUGUACCCGAAGAGGAGCUCGGAUCGAAGUCGGACGCCCAGAAUGCGGACGGAAAUGACGUGGCGCAAGAAGAGAGGACGGACGGUGUGAGGGACGAACGAAGUCCAGAUGCGGAGGCUCGAGACGCGGGGGCGGGCGCUGGGGAGGGUUCGGAGGGUUUGGAAAGAAGUUCUGAGACCGAAGGCCGCGGAUGCGGCACGGCGGAAGCACAAGGUGCCGAGGGGUCAAUGGGUUUAGCAGAUGAAGAGGGAGUGGAGGGCGGGAAGACUUGCGCAGAUGGUGAGGAGGAUUUGGAGGGUUUGAGAUUUGCGAAGGAAGAUCUGAAGACGGGAGCAUCUGCAUUGGCCAAGAUUAUGGGGAAGUUUACUGGGCAGGCGGCUAAAAUGCUUGUACAGGAACUUUAG
Molecule: messenger RNA, 1362 nt
Organism: Klebsormidium nitens
Lineage: Eukaryota; Viridiplantae; Streptophyta; Klebsormidiophyceae; Klebsormidiales; Klebsormidiaceae
Source: the annotation of a GenBank genome assembly